Fundulus heteroclitus (mummichog) is the source of this 867-nucleotide messenger RNA. RefSeq names its product charged multivesicular body protein 2b. The transcript has 6 exons. Gene Ontology annotation, cellular component: ESCRT III complex; multivesicular body. The record is from RefSeq and is a predicted model, not a curated record. Gene Ontology annotation, biological process: endosome transport via multivesicular body sorting pathway; protein transport; late endosome to vacuole transport. Lineage: Eukaryota; Metazoa; Chordata; Actinopteri; Cyprinodontiformes; Fundulidae. Bases 170 to 817 code for a protein of 215 amino acids.
GGGAGGAACUCCCAGCAGCAGAAGUCAACCAGGAAGCGAAGGCUGUUAGAGCAGACAUACCGUCCUGGGCUGACGGCUAAACGGCGUUAUAGACGACUGGAACCAGUACUCUUUAACAGUACACGACUUGUAUUUAGUUUUUCUAUUUAGUUACACACACAACAGCGACAUGGCUUCCCUCUUCAAGAAGAAGACUGUCGAUGACGUCAUCAAGGAACAGUCUAAAGAGCUGCGCGGCACUCAGAGACAGAUCACCAGGGACCGAGCGGCGCUGGAGAAACAGGAGAAACAAAUGGAGAUGGAGAUCAAGAAAAUGGCAAAAAGCGGUAACAAGGAGGCGUGUAAGAUUCUUGCCAAGCAGUUAGUCCAGCUGAGGAAGCAGAAGAACCGGACGUACGCCGUGAGCUCCAAGGUUACCUCCAUGUCAACCCAAGCUAAAGUCAUGAACUCUCAAAUGAAGAUGGCUGGUGCCAUGUCCACCACAGCCAAGACUAUGCAGGCUGUGAAUAAGAAAAUGGAUCCACAGAAGACGCUGAAGACCAUGCAGGACUUCCAGAAGGAGAACAUGAAGAUGGAGAUGACCGAGGACAUGAUCAACGACACUUUAGAUGACAUCUUUGAUGAAUCUGGGGAUGAAGAAGAAUCUCAGGACAUUGUCAACCAGGUUCUGGAUGAGAUCGGCAUUGAGAUCUCAGGGAAGAUGGUCAGAGCACCAGCCGCAGGAAAGAGCGUCCCCAGUGCCGCCGCCUCCUCCAAACAAGCCACCAUAUCCGACGACGAGAUCGAGAGACAGCUUCGAGCUCUGGGAGUGGAUUAAUUAGCGCUCCUGUUUUUGUUCACACUCUAAACUGGUGCAACUCAAAACUG